AUGUCCCCGUUGUUCCCGGCGCGGGCUGAAUGGCUCCUCUGUGCCCCGGCAGUGGGUGGGCCGGGUGGCUCGGAGAGGCCGCAGGCACCCAGGGCCGGCCCCGGGGAGCCGGGCAGUGCCCGGCCACAGCCCCGUGUCCCCCCGCCAGCCGCUCCCACUCCUGUCCUGUUCCCCCUUCCCAGGCCGGCGACCCAGGGCCGCGAUCCCGGUGAUGCCAUAAACGCCGCGGUGCAGUGGGGAGGCUUUGGAAGCUUAUUCCAUGUCGGAGCAGCAUCGGUACCGCCGCCACGUGCCGCCCGCUCCCCUGGCACCUCGGUCAGCACAGGAGAGCAGAGGCACGGCCCAGCGCCAGCGGUGCCGGCAGAGGAAAAGGUGACCAGGAUGCUGUGGCAUGGGAAGCCUUGGAGGUCCAUGUGCAAGGGGCUGGUCCUGGGGACCCUCCUAACCAGCUUCAUGUUGCUGCUCUACUCCUACGCUGUCCCCCCACUGCAAGUCAGCGUCACUGAUAUCCCCAUCCCCGUCUCCUGCUCCUCCCACCUGUCCCCUGCCCAGGCUCCGUCCCUGUCCAAUGGCACGGGCAGCGCCUCGGGGUGGAGCUGCCGGCCCAAGCUCAACGUCAUGUUCAUGAAGACCCACAAGACCGCCAGCAGCACCAUCCUCAACAUCCUCUUUCGCUUUGGGGAGAAGCAUCGCCUGAAAUUUGCCUUCCCCAAUGGCCGCAAUGACUUCUACUACCCAUCCUUCUUUGAGCGCAGCCAGGUGCAGCACUACCGGCCCGGCGUGUGCUUCAACAUCAUCUGCAACCACAUGCGGUUCCACUACGAGGAGGUGCGCAAGCUCCUGCCACCGGACACCACCUUCGUGACAGUGCUGCGGGACCCCGCCUACCUCUUCGAGUCCUCCUUCCACUACUUCGGGCCAGUCAUCCCCCUCACUUGGAAGAUCACAGGGGAGGAUAAGCUGGACCAGUUCCUCCGGGACCCGCAGCACUACUAUGACCCCAACGGGUUCAAUGCUCACUACCUCCAAAACCUCCUGUUCUUUGACUUUGGCUACGACAGCAGCAUGGACGCCAACAGCCCGCUGGUGGAGGAGCACAUCCAGGAGAUCGACCGCCGCUUCCACCUCGUCAUGUUGCUCGAGUACUUUGAUGAGUCGCUGGUGCUGCUCAAGGACCUGCUGUGUUGGCAGCUGGAGGAUGUCCUCUACUUCAAGCUCAAUGCCCGCAAGGGCUCCACUGUGUCCCGGCUGACCCCGGAGCUGUACAAGCAGGCGACUGCCUGGAACCUCAUCGAUGCCAAGCUCUACCGCUACUUCAAUGCCACCUUUUGGCGCAAGGUGGAGGCUUAUGGGAGGGAGAGGAUGGCCAGGGACGUGGCCGAGCUGCAGAGGGAGAAUAAGAAGAUGACCAGCAUCUGCAUCGACGGGGGACACGCCGUGGAUGCCAGCGCCAUCCAGGAGUCCUCCAUGCAGCCCUGGCAGCCUCUGGGGGAGAAGACCAUCCUGGGGUACAACUUGAAGAAGAAAAUCAGCAAGAAGCACCAGAAGCUGUGCCGCAAGAUGCUGACGCCUGAAAUCCAGUACCUGACUGACCUGGGGGCCAACCUCUGGAUCACCAAGCUGUGGAGCUACGUGCGGGACUUCCUCAAGUGGUAG
Messenger RNA from Cinclus cinclus, 1656 nucleotides. RefSeq names its product galactose-3-O-sulfotransferase 1 (gene GAL3ST1). Gene Ontology annotation, cellular component: membrane. Gene Ontology annotation, biological process: myelination; galactosylceramide biosynthetic process. Gene Ontology annotation, molecular function: galactosylceramide sulfotransferase activity. The record is from RefSeq and is a predicted model, not a curated record. NCBI's taxonomy places the organism in Eukaryota, Metazoa, Chordata, Aves, Passeriformes, Cinclidae.